This is a messenger RNA of Benincasa hispida (wax gourd), 1552 nucleotides long. RefSeq names its product acid phosphatase 1-like. The record is from RefSeq and is a predicted model, not a curated record. Gene Ontology annotation, molecular function: acid phosphatase activity. NCBI's taxonomy places the organism in Eukaryota, Viridiplantae, Streptophyta, Magnoliopsida, Cucurbitales, Cucurbitaceae.
CAAAAUGUUUUCUUAAAUUUGAGUAGUAAAUCUUUGUUAAAUCUAAAUUUACAACUUUAUAAUCAAAUUGUUCAUACCAAAGUUUGAAGACUUAAUUAUAAUAAAGCUAGAAGUGUAAAGAUUAAGGACAUUUGGGGUGAUUGAGAAUGAUAAAUACUGAAAUAAUAGUAUUGACUAUAAAUAGCUACAUAAUAUUUACUGCUUAGAGAUGCAAAAUAGUAUUUAAAAGGUGGUUCCUCAGGUAGUCCUUACCCCCAAAGAUCUUCUCAAUUGUUAUAACUUGAAGCUGAGAGGCUAAUUUAUUACUUCAUAAAAGUUUAGGGAACUAUCCAAAAGAUUUAAGUUGAAUAGUUUGAUUAGAAAUAGAAAAAUCCGGUUGUGGUGGCACACUACACCUUACAUUCAGGGUCCAUGUGAUCUUAUUUCGCUCAGUUAAUUGACUCUCUCCCUUUUAAUCAUUGCCUGUAAUAUGCCUACUUAAACGCUUCCAAAUCCUACUUCCAUUUCACAAUCAAACACACACGCACAAUGGCAAAGUCCUUACUCCUCAUUUUCCUCUCCCUCUUGAUCACUGCAUCAGCUUCAGACUGGAGCAUUCUGUCGCAGAGGUCCAAAACUGGCCUCAAAAUUAGCCUAAAAAACUACUGCGAAAGCUGGAGAUUGAACGUCGAGCUUCACAACAUCCGAUUCUUCAAGGUGGUGCCUGAAGAAUGCGUUAGCUACAUAGGCAAAUACGUUACUUCCACUCAAUACAAAGUCGAUUCCGAGAGGACGAUCGAAGAGUGCAUUGUGUAUCUUUCCAAGGGCUGUGAUCUUAAAGGCGAUGGCACUGAUGCUUGGAUUUUUGAUAUAGAUGAUACCCUCAUCUCCACUGUUCCUUAUUACAAGAAAAAACAAUAUGGGGGUGAGAAAUUGAACCUGACGGAUUUGGAGAUAUGGAUGAGCAAGGCCAAUGCACCAAUUUUGGGGCACACAUUGAGGCUAUUCAAUUUGUUGAAAGCAAGGGGAGUGGACAUCAUUUUGAUAUCAGCAAGAAGGGAAGGUUUGAGAUCAGCCACCAUUGAGAAUCUUGUUCAAGUGGGUUACCAUGGAUGGACCAAUCUCAUCUUAAGGAGCCCUGAAGAUGAGAAGAAGGGAGUGGAGCAAUACAAGGCAGAUGUAAGAAGGAGAUUGGUGAAUGGAGGGUAUAAAAUUUGGGGGAUUGUGGGAGAUCAAUAUAGCAGUAUUCAAGGAAGUCCAAGUGGAAGAAGGACAUUUAAGCUUCCAAAUCCAAUGUAUUAUGUAUAUUGAGCAAUGGAAUUUUGACUUGCUUUUGGUUUUCUAAACCUUUUCUUUUUCACUCUCCAUGAAUCAUGGAAGGGAAGGAUUGUAGUUUUUGAUCAACACACAGAGAGAUGGAGGGAUCAGAGAGAGAUGUGAUUGAUGUGAUGAAUAAGGUCUGCUGUAUUUUGUUUUGAUAUUGUUUGCUUUUAAACCAUGUUGAAUCUUUUGCUGUGAAGAUUUGAAUGAGAGAACUCCUUAAUGAAGAAUGAAGAAUGAAGAAUCUACCCAA